CGAUCGAGUCUUAGUCAGACUGAUACAUACCUAAGAUAGCUAAUCAGCACGUGCGAUAGAUGCUCGUUUCCGCAUCAGUUGGCCCCCAACAACAUGACGCCCGUAUCCUGUUUCAAGGUCCAAGGGAGGGAGGCUCCAACUUGAUUUGAAAUAUCAUUGAUAGAAACGGCAACAACUACGCUGCAUACCCAGCCAUCUCGCAGCCAUGCAUAUCAGCCAGCUAUACACUUACCCUAUCAAGUCGAUUCGUGGGACGGCCCUCUCGUCCGCUACCGUCACCCGAACAGGCUUUCUCUACGAUCGCCGGUUCAUGCUCCUGAAGGUCCUUGACGAUGGCACCUUGAAGAACAUGCAUGUUCCACACUUCCCAGAAAUGUCCCUUUUUCAAGCCGAGAUUGUCCUCCCUAGCGAGGAUGGUACGGAACCAGGACAGAUUAUAGUGACCUUCCGGCCAGCUGCGAGCGAGACCCUCAGUGAUAAUAAUGGCACCAAAUCAACCCGCACCCUCCACCUCCCCCUUUGUCCUGACACGCGGCAACUGGAAGAGCUGGCCAUCGUGAUGCAUCAGAGCCCCACGAAGGGGUAUAAUAUGGGGGCGCAAUAUAAUGAUUGGUUUAGCGAGUGGUUCGGAUACCCCGUUGUGCUGGCCUACCUGGGACCACAUUCGAGGCGGGUUCUCGGGAGUUUCGAGCCCUCAAAAAGUGCAGCGCAUGCGGGGGUGAUCAAGCAAGAAACCACAGGAAAGCCAAAAGGAAAGAAAAAUGAUGCGAACAUGCUCACUGCGGGGACGGUGGUUGGGAUCGCUGGGAUGACCCUUUUGUUCAAUCUACUAGUGGGCUUGAGUACGACGGGCGCACAGAAAAUACUGUCGAUGUCCAGCGCGGCAGCGGUGAUCGUGUUGCUGAUGGUUAUGCUUGCUGGAAAGGCUAUCUAUGAUCGAGUCGGUGCAAGAGGGGAAGAAGAGGAACGCAUCACAUUCGCGGAUACGGCCCCGUAUCUGCUAGUGUCGGCGACAUCGGUGGACAACGUGUCGGAGCGGCUGGGAGGGGGCCUGGACAUGGAUGUCACCAAGUUCCGCCCAAACAUUGUUGUGGCUGGCGCAGAAGAGGCCUUUGAGGAAGACUUCUGGGCGGAGAUGGUCAUUGGGUCUGGCGAGGAAGGAAAAGCGCGGCUGCUGCUGACAGCCAACUGCGUUCGGUGUCAGAGUCUGAAUGUCGACUAUGCGACGGGCGCGAUGGCACAGGGGGAGAUGGGCAAUGUGUUGAAGAAAUUGAUGAAAGACCGUAGGGUCGACAAAGGAGCGAAAUUUAGCCCAGUCUUCGGUCGGUAUGUCUUCCUCGACGGUGAGUCGGAGGGUCAGACAGUGCAGGUGGGUGACGAGGUGGUCGUCACUCGACGCAUGGAUGAACGAAUGGUGUACGACUGGCCCGGGUUGACCAAUUGAGAUCAAGGGGGUUGGGCACGAGAUACGAGAUGGAGUAUACUGUAAGGGAGGUGGAUGUGGGACAAAGACCCUAGUCAACAAGUCAACAACAAUGCACCGCGGAAGAUCUUGUUCCGGUUCCUGGGAUGGGCAGUCCCAUGGUUGAAGCGGCCAACUGGCUUGGAUACUGCUGGUACUGGUAGGUUCCCUCAUCAAUGACAUUGUUUAUUACAAAAAUAUACAGCCCAUCC
Aspergillus aculeatus ATCC 16872 is the source of this 1674-nucleotide messenger RNA. Its product is annotated as MOSC domain protein. The record is from RefSeq and is a predicted model, not a curated record. Bases 206 to 1444 code for a protein of 412 amino acids. Gene Ontology annotation, molecular function: molybdenum ion binding; pyridoxal phosphate binding; catalytic activity. The transcript has 3 exons. NCBI's taxonomy places the organism in Eukaryota, Fungi, Ascomycota, Eurotiomycetes, Eurotiales, Aspergillaceae.